UUAAAACCAUUUAAGAGGUAACAGCCAAAGCCAAUUUUGCCAAGGCAAGCUAAAACUCUCAGACUCUCUAAAAGGACUUCAAACAAGAAAAGAAAGGAAUUCAUUGCACCACUAUAUCUCUCCCUCUCUCUCUCUCUUUCUUCCUCUCCCUCCCUCUCUCUCUCUCUCUCUCUCUCUCUCUCUCCAAAUGGCAAAUUUCAAUAGCAGAAUUUCCAUCAUCCAUACUUUUCUUGUGUGUUCUCUCUAUUUCUCAGAUUUUGGCUUUCUACAAGGAGUUACAUCAUUUGGAAUCAACUAUGGUCAACUGGGCAAUAAUUUGCCACCACCCGACGAGGUCCUCGAAUUGUUAAGCUCUCUCAGGCUGACAAAAGCAAGAAUUUACGACACCAAUCCUCAAAUUUUGUCAGCAUUCGCCAACUCCAGCGUAGAGCUCAUUGUCACAGUCGAAAAUGAAGUGCUAGCUCAGCUAAUGAACCCUCAACAAGCCCUUCAAUGGGUAACCACCCACAUCAAGCCCUACUUUCCAGCCACAAAAAUCACAGGCAUAGCCGUAGGAAAUGAGAUCUUCACUGAUAAUGAUAAAACGCUAAUGUCAUAUCUUGUUCCAGCCAUGGUGAGCAUUCACGGUGCUCUUGUUCAAUUAGGCCUAGACUCACAUAUUCAAGUCUCGACCCCUACUUCUCUAGCGAUUCUUGCUGAGUCGUAUCCACCUUCGGCCGGUAGUUUCAAAAACGAGUACUAUGGUACCAUGUCACAAGUGUUACAGUUCUUGUCAAGCACCAAAUCACCAUUUUGGGUUAAUGCCUAUCCAUAUUUUGCUUAUAAUGGUGAUCCAACUCGCAUUUCUUUAGACUAUGCGCUUUCCAAUCCUAACGCAGGAAUGAUUGACCCUUAUACCAAGCUACAUUAUGAUAAUAUGCUCUAUGCCCAAGUAGAUGCAGCCAUUUUUGCUGUUGCUAGAAUGGGUUUCAAUGGAAUAGAGGUCAGGGUUUCAGAGACUGGGUGGCCAUCAAAAGGGGACGCUAAUGAAGUUGGUGCAACCCUAGAGAAUGCUGCAGUUUAUAAUAGAAAUUUGUUGAGAAGGCAAUUGAAAAAUGAAGGUACUCCAUUGAGGCCUAACAUGAGGUUGGAAGUUUAUGUGUUCGCUUUGUUCAAUGAGGAUUUGAAGCCUGGACCAACUUCAGAAAGGAAUUAUGGUCUCUAUCAACCUGAUGGAACCAUGUGUUACAAUGUAGGCCUCUCUGCCUUAUCAACUCCUUCCACAACUUCCUCAACUUCAACUGCUACCGUUUCUUUUACUUCUUCUUCCACUAAGGCAGCAACAAUGGAAUAUCAAAGCUUGGUGUACUGGAUGUUUGUGUAUUUGCUGACCAUCCAAGUUUUUAUGAGAAGAUUAUUUUAAGGAAAUGGAAGUCAUGUAAAUAUCACUUUUGGUAAGAAAAAAAUGGGGUUUUUGUUCGGGUCUUCUUGCACUUCCCGUUGCAAAACAUAGACCUCUUAAGUCUUAAUGACUUUCGAGUACGAACAUUAAACAUGUUUUAAGUAUUAAGCAUGUCCCAUUUUUCUCAAGUUAACACUACCAAAAACCCAUUCCCAACAACAUUGAUGUGUAUUUGAAAAUGAUAUUUACAUUUAAAAAAAAAAAAAAAACGAUUUCAACCUCAACGGGUCAUAUUAACUUUUAUCAGAUGGAUAUAACUUCCUUACGUCCUCGACCCCACAAUGGAUCGGAUUGUACUACUAGAAAUGAGUUUAUUAUUUGUAAUGGAUAUGGGGGCAAAACCAUCAUAUCUUUGCCAUUAUUGUACAACUCUAUCUAGAAUUUUUAUUUUUCAGCUUACUUUGUCAUUUUAUUAUAUUAGUAGUUUCUGUAAAAAUUUACGUUGUUAGAGAAUUUCCAUUUAUCCAAAAGAGAAUGGUUUGUUGUAACAAUAUUAUUGUAGUGAGAAUUACUUCAUCUUAUUGGUUGUAAGGGAA
Messenger RNA from Quercus robur (English oak), 1977 nucleotides. Its product is annotated as glucan endo-1,3-beta-glucosidase 11. Lineage: Eukaryota; Viridiplantae; Streptophyta; Magnoliopsida; Fagales; Fagaceae. Gene Ontology annotation, cellular component: plasma membrane. The record is from RefSeq and is a predicted model, not a curated record. Gene Ontology annotation, biological process: carbohydrate metabolic process. The coding region runs from base 188 to 1402 and encodes 404 amino acids. The transcript is spliced from 3 exons. Gene Ontology annotation, molecular function: hydrolase activity, hydrolyzing O-glycosyl compounds.